AGAUUAAAUUUUCUCUCUUUGCAGUUUGCUGAGCGACUGUUUGCCUGACUAGCGCAGAGACACAGAACGCAAGCUUCUAUAAUGCCCGAACGGGAUAACUAUUUAAAUAGCAGCAGCAGCAGUAGUGAUGAAGUAGCGCCGGGCCCAGAGGAUGUUUGCAGAGAUUUCCUGCGCAAUGUUUGCAAGCGAGGCAAGCGCUGCCGGUUUCGCCACCCUGACAUCAAUGAGGUGUCUGAUCUGGGUGCAAAGAAAAAUGAAUUUAUUUUUUGUCAUGAUUUCCAGAAUAAAGAAUGCACCCGUGCUAACUGUAAAUUUAUUCAUGGUACUAGAGAAGAUGAAGAAUAUUACAAAUAGGGACUUCCUAGUGUGAAUUUGUAUUUAUCCAAUAUAGUCGCUGGACUAGGUUUGUCACCUGCUGAUCUCAGCAGAGGUGAGAUACCAAUAUGUCGAGAUUACUUGAAAGGAGAUUGCCAGCGUGGCCCAAAGUGCAAAUUCCGCCACUUACAAAGAGAUUAUGAAUAUGAAACUAGAGCAAUUGACAGAAUACCUCGAGAUCCAGCACUUUCUGCCAUAAAAGCUGUACGCCGAUAUGAAAGGUAUGAGCUUGCUGAAAACCCUUAUGAUGCUGAUCGCUUUGAUGAUCAUGACCUUGUUUUGAAGAGGAGGCGGCUUGAAGACACCUGUUAUGAAACCUAUGAUUACAGCAUCCCCACUUCCCGUACAGUGGAUUAUUGCAUUCUGGAGCAAGAGAACAUUAUGUUACGUAGGCGUAUAGAGGAGCUUAAGAAACAAGUCUCAAACCUUUUGGCUACAAAUGAUGUUCUUCUUGAACAGAAUGCCCAGUUUCGCACCCAGGCUAAAAUGCUGACCCUCACUUCCACCCCAGCAGCAGCUGAACAGACACUGGCAUCCACUGUUGGCACAGUGACCAAUUAUAACCAUGGCCUUGCUCAAACCCACACAACCCUAAGCAGCCAAACUUUGCAGGCACGGCAGGUUAAUCAGCAGGAAUUGGUUGCUUCAGCUGGAGCAGCAGCGGCAUCCGCUAGUGCUGCACCUCCUCCUGCAGCUCACCUGACCCCUGAUAUUACACCCUUGUCUGCCGCUUUAGCCCAGACUAUUGCACAAGGAAUGGCUCCCCCUGUCUCUAUGGCACAAGUUGCUGUGUCUGUAGCACCUGUAGCUGUUUCAAUGGCACAGGCCAUUCCUGGAAUAACUAUGAGCCAUGCCUCUACCCCUCUGGUGUCUUACCCAAUUGCGUCCCAGAGCAUGAGGAUAACACCGAUGUAAACCGGCCAUGCCUCGUACCCUUUUGCAUCAGGAGGAGGAUGCCAUUAUAGCUGUUAGUAGUGCAGACCCUCUAAACUGAGUUAUGCAGCUCUUGCUUUGUUUACCCGUUUGCAUCCUUGAAUCUGUCACAACUUUACCUGUUUGCAGCAGCGCAGCCCCUUCCUAGCACAGAAGGCCUUUUCCCCCUCCAUUCUGCCUUUUUAUAUCGGGGGCUGUAAUGAUGACAGUGUCUUGGUGGCAGCACAGACUAAUUCAAGACUGAGAGGUAGUAAUUUUGCCAAUGUGCUUCACAGUAGCUUGCUUUUUCAGUUCAUUAACUUCUGGGACUUGUGCUGUCAUUAAGGGACGCUUGUGCCUCCAGGGUAGCUUUACUAAUUUUUAGAUACAAGUCCUCAUGUGCUUUAUAUUGCGUGGAUUUCUUCACCUUAUUAUAUUGCAUUUUAUUUGGUAUUUUUGUGUUUUUGUUUUGUUUUAUUUUUGAGAAGUUUUUUUACUGUAAAAAGUGAUUUACUCCCCCUCUCCUUGUGUAUAUGUUUGGAUGUAUAAGAAGUGCUAAUUUCAUUGUAGUUGUUUGGAAGUAGUCCAGUUUUGUCUGUGCUCUUCACGAGGUGUUCCUUCUUGCUCAAAACCAAAUUGAUGGUAUGAACUAGUAUGAGUCAUUUGUAGGCUACCUCCUACAUAUGUUUGAUUUCUCCAGCUGCUAGUGUUCAGACUGUGACAGAGUACAUCCCUACCAUUUAGUACUCUACAUUCCUUCUUAACAAUAGCACUAAUGCGCCUUUCCUGCUUACCAAAAGUAAAAGAUUGAAUUUACUUAGUGUGUAGGGUACUGUGAUCAAACUUAAAAGUAAAUGUGUCUUUGAAUGGCUUCUGCUUUUUUCCAAGUGAUAUUACUGGGAUCUGAAACUUCAGAAUAAUAGACAAGAUGAUUUUCUGAAGUCUGAAACUGCAGUUUGAAAAUACAACCUGGUUAGUAAAUGGAGUAAAAUGAAACAAAAAAAAUUUGUAUAAUGACAAGAUUGCACUAGUGAACAAGAUUGUACCUAUUCAAUUUCAUUAGAUUUCUGAAUGUGUAUAUGUGUCUUUUCCUAACAUAAAUCUUUAAAGAAUGUAAUGUUUUACUUUGUUCCACUGCAACAAUUAUAAUGUUUAAUCAGAUAAAAUACUUCAAACGAGAAUAAAGUUUUUUUUUUUUUUUUCUAAGUAAAGGAGUAGAACUGUUUGGAGGAAAAUAAAUGUCCUGUUUUAAUGCCUUUUCACUUUUUACUUGUCUGCUGCUGUCUUCAGUGAACAUUAAACCCAAACUGACUGCUCUUGA
Messenger RNA from Protopterus annectens (West African lungfish), 2608 nucleotides. RefSeq names its product zinc finger CCCH domain-containing protein 10-like. NCBI's taxonomy places the organism in Eukaryota, Metazoa, Chordata, Ceratodontiformes, Protopteridae. Gene Ontology annotation, molecular function: metal ion binding. The record is from RefSeq and is a predicted model, not a curated record.